AUGAAGACACCAAUUAAUUCAGAGCUAUUAGAUCAAUAUAUUGGUAUGGGAUUUUCUAGAGAAUUGAUUCAAAUGGCAUGGGAGGAAAGUAAUAACGAGAGUGAAGUAAUCAAUACUCUACUUACAUUGGCAGAUAAAAACAAUGCACUUUCAAAUACACCAACAGUAUAUAUUUUGAAUAUAGAUUCAUUAGAAACAAGAUGAAGAGAUUUUACUUAAUUAAGCUUUAAUUGAUUCUUACAAAACUAAUCCGUAAGGUGGUGCUACAACUACUUUUGAGAAUGUAUCACCUGAAUAAAGAAAAAGAAAUAAUGGUGUUCCAUGUGGUCUUAAAAAUGUAGGUAACACUUGCUAUUUUAAUGGAUUGCUCUAAACGUACUUCUUUAAUAGUGAUUUUGUUAAAAUUAUUAUCAAAUUUCAACCACCAGCAUAAAUUGAAUAAGGAAAAUAAGGUUAAUCCAUUUAAUUAGUCUAACAUCUAUAGAAUUUAUUUAUCAGUAUGAUAGGAAGUGAUAAAAAAUAUGUUGAUCCAUCUGAUGUUGUCAAAAGUAUUUGUGAUGAUUUUGGAAAUGUAUUACCUAUUGGUGAUUAAAAAGAUGUUGGAGAAUUCAAUCAUUAUUUCCUUAGUAGAAUUGGAGAAGGUCUUGCUUAUAAUGAACAUUAACCUAGUAAAAUUGAAGAUAUUCCACAUGAAGGGGGAUCCUCUAUUUUAAAAUAAAAAUCUUCCACUGUUCAUGAUGAUGAUGCAGUUUCCAAAUUAUUCUUUUGUAAAGUUCAUCAUUUCUUAUAAUUUGAUUAAGCAGGAGUACCUCAUAGUAGAGAUAGUACUGAACUUUAUAAUUUUAUUCCUAUUGAUUUAAAAGAUGGAAAUCUUUAUGAUGCUUUUGAUAAUUUUGUUAUCAAUUCUAUUGAAGAUUUCAAAAAUGAUUUAAGUGAAAUUGUUUGUGCUACUAAAUACAAUUGGAUUUAAGGUACACCACAAACACUCUCAUUUUAAAUUUAAAGAGUUACUUAUAGUAAAGAAAAAAGUAAUCUAUUUUAUUUUAUUUUUUUAAGAUGAUCUUAUUAAAUAAAAUGAUGAAUUUUAUUUUGAAGAAGAAAUCUAUUUGGAUCGCUUCUUAAAUUAGAAUAGUAAAAAAUAUUUGGAAAUUAGAACUUAAAAUAAAGAAUUGAAAGAUAAAUAAAAAAAAAUUAAAUUAGAAUUAUAACAAUUUUCAAAAUUUGAUGAUAAAUACGAUUUAUAAGAUAUUCUCUUAACAACAAUCAAAUUUUUAGAAAUGUAAACAAAAGAUAAUCCUCUAAAUCCACUUAAUUUCGGUGAUUCCAAUCAAAAACUUACCAUAGAUCAUUUACUAAAAUAUUCAUAGCAAGUCUCAAAAAAAAAAGAAGUCUUGUAAUAAUCAUACAAUAAUCUUGAAUAAAAAAUCUAAGCUUCUUAUAAUAAUUUUAAAGAAAAUAAAUAUAUUUUAUAAUCCAUUUUAAUCCAUGAAGGAAUGGCUAGUAUAUAAUUUAAUUAUCAUUUAAGAUUCUGGUCAUUACUAUACUUACAUCAAAGAUUUCAGAUUAGAUAAAUGGUUUAAAUUUAAUGACAUUCGUGUAACAGAAGAAACUAAAGAAAAAGUAUUUCAAGAUGCUUUUGGUGUCAAACCUGGUAUAAAUGCAUAUUUACUCGUGUAUGUUAAAAAUGAUGUUGUAUAAGAGGAAUUGAGAUACCCAAAGAGAUUGUACAAAAUAAGUUCGGAAAAAGAUUAUUUAUAGGAUGGUUAUGGUGGUUUUCUUUGCAAGGCUUAAAUUGAUAGUAUUACUAGAGAGAAUCAAUUAUUCUAGAAUGAAAUUGAAGAUUAUAAAUAGGCUAGAAUAAUAGAAAGAGUUGCAGAAUCAUAUCAAACAAGAUUUGAAUUUGUAAAUGAACAUUUUCGAACAAUUAUUAAUAAGACUUAAGGAAUUAAAUUUAAGCCUCUAUUUACUUUAAAUUUCCCAAUUUAUAUUAAAUGUAAGGCUUCAUAAUUAUCAAAUUAAAAUACAUAGCAUGAUAAUUUAGUAAAAUGGAUUAUUUUGGAUUCUGCAUUACGUGAAGUUUCAGAAAAAAAAUAGGGAGUUUUUGAUGGAUAAUUAAGUGAAGAUGUAUAAAAUUUAUUAUAAUAAAAUGUUAGUUUAAAAAUAAAAUCAUAAAUAAAUUUUCAGUUUAAUUUAAUGAAUUUAAGAGACCUUCAGCAAAAUUGGCUUAUUCUGAAUAGAAUGAUUUAAAUAAAUUUGAAUAAGAAUAUCAAUAAUAUGUAAAUUUAGGAGCAUGGGCUUCAAUAAGUUUAGAUUGUUUAUAAAAAAAAGAUUUUAUACAAACUCUUUAAGUUUUAUAGCAUUUAACAAAGAAAGUGAAGAUGUUAGACUAAUAGAAUUACUUCUUUAAAUUUGCAAAGAAUUUGAAAACUUUAGUUCCUCUUAUAAUAAUUUGUAAAAUGAUUCCAAAAGAGAAUGAAGUCAAUAUAAAAGAAUUAUAAUUAUUAUAAGCAUAUAUGGUGCAUAAUCAUUUUUAAUAUGAUGAUCCAAAGAAUUGGAAGGGUUAAAUAAGAAUAAUGUUGAAUGCAAUAAUAGAGAAUCAUGAAUGCUAGGGUAUAAAAGAGGUUAUAGCUAAUUUUGAGAGUGAAAAUAAGAUAAAAGAAUAGAUGGAUUAAUUAGAGUUUGUUUGUGAGGUAUGAAAAUGAUGUGAUAAUGAUAGGAAGUUAAGAAUUAAUAAAUAAUAUUAAGUUCUUCAUAUGAGAUUAAUUUUUGGAAUACAUAUUAGAAGCAAGAUAUUAUAUUUGAUAAUUUGGUAGAAGGGAUGAAUAAGUUGAAAUAAUAAUUCGGAGUAAGAUAUAUCGAGAAAUGUUUAGGUGUAUGUAUAAAUUCAAAAGGAAAUAAAGGAAGUAUAAGCACCGCUAGUGAAAGAGCAAUUAGAAAAAAUGAUAAAAUGA
This is a messenger RNA of Paramecium sonneborni, 2951 nucleotides long. NCBI's taxonomy places the organism in Eukaryota, Ciliophora, Oligohymenophorea, Peniculida, Parameciidae. The record is from the annotation of a GenBank genome assembly.